CCGGUCAGGGCCAGUUGAGUCGCAACCGCCGCCGAGAGCAGAUCCCGUCCUCCUCGCGUGCGCUGGACUUCUCAAAGGACUUUCCACGAUGGAUUAUUAACUGUGUGGGCCUUGGAUGCGUGCGUGCUUUGCCGGGAAUGAAAAGGAAGGGAAAUAAGGAUAAAUCAGAAUUAAUGUGUGCCAUGAGGAAGUGACUCCCUGACCUGGGCAAAUAGGAUCCUAUAGAUAGGAGUAUUCAAGACGCCGGGGAAUCAUCGCACAGGAUCCGAAUCCUCCUUUUCUAACCACAAAACGAAGGUCUCCCCUCCCGCGCCCCUUCGCAGCCCUGCAAGAUGGUGUUUCCAGGAAUCGUACGGAAAAUCAACAAGAACUUGACGACUCUCUUGCAGGUCGUCCUAGUCAUCUGCGUCAUCCAUUUCAUGGGGCAGAAUGUGCUGCUGCGGGUGCAGAAGAAGCUGCACCUCGGCCGCUUCUCCGCCAUGAGCAGCACGACGCCGCCGGCCCUGAGCGCAAGCGCCGCCGGGGGCCGAGGCAGCGGAGGUGGAGCGCGCCCGCCCCAAAGGCUCGGUGGGGGAUUCAGUCGGAAGCCCAAGUCAUUCCCGUGCCCCCGCUGGCGGAUGACGUCAUGGAGAUGGAGCACCAACGGCGCCUCGACAUCCUGCAGCGGGCGUGCGAGAGAUGGAACUUCGGCAUGUACUCCACCAGCAGCGGCAGCCGGAACGUGUCUGAGAGCGAGGGCGCACUGCUGGACACGAUGCCGGCGUCUCCGCUGUACCAGGUGCUCCUCGUGUCCGAGAAGCAGAACCUGGCCGUGUGCCCUGUGGCCAGGAGCGGCAUCCAGUGGCUGUCCCGUCGCCUCCUGCAGCUCACGGGGAAGUUCGAGGAGUACCAGCUGCACCGACUACACGAGCCGCCGUCCGUGAUCGCGCGCCACAACUACCCGUACCUGAGUUCGUGGGAAAAGUACCCGAUCGUGUUGACCAAGACGGUCAAUAUCUUGAUGGCUCGCCACCCGCUCGACAGACUGCUGGCGUCCUACCGCUACCUGCUGGAGGACCCAGAGAGGAACCCCCACGGCUACCUGCACUACGGGCGCCGCAUCGUGCGCAGUUAUCGCCUGUCGCCCGGGCACGGCAAGGCGCCCAGCUUCGAGGAGUUCGUGCGGUUCCUUUUGGCGCGAGACAUGACCCACGUGGAGGAGACGUGGCAGCCCGUGAUGCGGCGCUGCACGCCCUGCCACAUCCCCUACAACACCAUUACUCACUUCGAGACGCUCUGGCACGACGUCCAGUGGGCGUGGAAGCGGGCGGGGCUCGGCUCCCUCAACACGACAGACUUUGUGCAGUACCAACUGACGCCGGAAGUCCGUCGGCAGUACUUCUCCGAGCUGACUCUGGCGCAAGUGCUGCAGCUUUACCAGAAGUACAAGCUGGACUUCGAGCUUUUCGGAUACACUCUGGACGAGCACAUGAGCUACGCCCGGCCGGGGGACGAGCCCAUCGACCCCGCUGUCAUGGCCGAGGUGCCGCACCGCGAUCCCGACCACCUGCAGAGCCUGAUUCAGGACAUGCUUGACCGCGUCUCGGUCGCGGGCGACGUGGGCCAGGCGCCGCCCCCGGGGUCCUCCAGCAGGAGCUCCGUAAGGGCGGAGGGCCUGGAGGGCGAGGAGAACGUGGCUGCCCCGGAGGACUACGACGUGGCCGACGGUGCCCCGCUGCCCAGUUCGGACCAAUAGACGCAGUAGUGAUAGGUCUCUCUCUAUUUAAAGGCAUUAUUAAGUGUACGAUAUUUUCACCUGGAACGUUAUUUAUGUCAUACAUAAUUUAAGUUCAGAAAAUAAAUAUUAUCUGGA
This is a messenger RNA of Penaeus monodon (black tiger shrimp), 1852 nucleotides long. Its product is annotated as carbohydrate sulfotransferase 11-like. Gene Ontology annotation, cellular component: membrane. Lineage: Eukaryota; Metazoa; Arthropoda; Malacostraca; Decapoda; Penaeidae. The record is from RefSeq and is a predicted model, not a curated record. Gene Ontology annotation, molecular function: sulfotransferase activity. Gene Ontology annotation, biological process: carbohydrate biosynthetic process.